This is a messenger RNA of Sus scrofa (pig), 2846 nucleotides long. RefSeq names its product CUGBP Elav-like family member 5 (gene CELF5). Lineage: Eukaryota; Metazoa; Chordata; Mammalia; Artiodactyla; Suidae. The record is from RefSeq and is a predicted model, not a curated record. Gene Ontology annotation, molecular function: RNA binding.
GCCGCCGGCUCGGUCCCGCGCCCGCUGCCUGCCUUCACCCGCCAUGGCCCGCCUGACAGAGAGCGAGGCGCGCCGGCAGCAGCAGCAGCUCCUGCAACCGCGGCCCUCGCCGGUGGGCAGCAGCGGGCCCGAGCCCCCCGGGGGGCAGCCCGACGGCAUGAAGGACCUGGACGCCAUCAAGCUCUUCGUGGGCCAGAUCCCGCGCAACCUGGACGAGAAGGACCUCAAGCCGCUUUUCGAGCAGUUCGGCCGCAUCUAUGAGCUCACGGUGCUCAAAGACCCCUACACGGGCAUGCACAAAGGCUGUGCCUUUCUUACCUACUGUGCCAGGGACUCUGCCAUCAAAGCUCAGACUGCCCUGCACGAACAGAAGACCUUGCCCGGGAUGGCGCGGCCAAUCCAGGUGAAACCUGCGGACAGUGAAAGCCGCGGAGGUAGGGACCGGAAGCUGUUUGUGGGGAUGCUGAACAAGCAGCAGUCAGAGGAGGACGUGCUGCGGCUGUUCCAGCCCUUCGGGGUCAUCGAUGAGUGCACUGUGCUCCGAGGGCCUGAUGGCAGCAGCAAAGGCUGUGCUUUCGUGAAGUUCUCUUCCCACACGGAGGCUCAGGCGGCCAUCCACGCCCUGCACGGCAGCCAGACCAUGCCGGGUGCCUCCUCCAGCCUGGUGGUCAAGUUUGCCGACACUGACAAGGAGCGGACAUUGCGGCGCAUGCAGCAGAUGGUGGGCCAGCUGGGCAUCCUGACACCAUCCCUCACACUGCCCUUCAGCCCCUACAGUGCCUACGCCCAGGCUCUCAUGCAGCAGCAGACAACGGUCCUGUCCACCUCAGGCAGCUACCUGAGCCCCGGCGUGGCCUUCUCACCCUGCCACAUCCAGCAGAUCGGCGCCGUCAGCCUUAAUGGGCUGCCUGCCACGCCCAUCGCCCCUGCCUCUGGACUGCACUCGCCCCCGCUGCUUGGUACCGCCGCCGUGCCCGGCCUUGUGGCUCCCAUCACCAAUGGCUUCGCAGGUGUCGUGCCCUUCCCUGGUGGGCACCCCGCCCUAGAAACCGUAUAUGCCAAUGGCCUUGUGCCCUAUCCAGCUCAGAGCCCGACGGUGGCCGAGACUCUCCAUCCUGCCUUCUCCGGAGUCCAGCAGUACACAGCCAUGUACCCCACCGCGGCCAUCACGCCCAUCGCGCACAGCGUCCCCCAGCCGCCGCCCCUCCUGCAGCAGCAGCAGCGAGAAGGUCCCGAAGGCUGUAACCUGUUUAUCUACCACCUCCCCCAGGAGUUUGGAGACACGGAGCUGACGCAGAUGUUCCUGCCCUUCGGCAAUAUCAUCUCCUCCAAGGUGUUUAUGGAUCGGGCCACCAACCAGAGCAAGUGUUUUGGCUUCGUGAGCUUUGACAACCCAGCCAGCGCGCAGACCGCCAUCCAGGCCAUGAACGGCUUUCAGAUCGGCAUGAAGAGGCUCAAAGUGCAGCUGAAGCGGCCCAAAGAUCCGGGACACCCCUACUGACCGCGCCCACAGCCGCCCUGAGGCUGCGGGCUUGGCCCAGGUGAGGGGCCUUCCCACCCCAGGAGGGUUUCCCGCUUCCAACUGAUCCAGGACUUUUCCGUAAAUUACAACUGAGUUUGGACACCAGCCCCCCCUCCUCUCCCUUCUCCCCUACUCCCUUCCCCAAAAUGUGAAGCUCUGUUGAAGGCCACAUGGAGCAGGGAGGGGGCUUCGUGGUCUGCGGUGGUGGGGGUGGGGGGAUCCUGGGAGAUCUCCUUGCUCCCCCCACCCCCUGACACACAAACUUUGUGGCUUCCCCAAACGAAAUCACAACUUUUCCUAUAUAUAUAUAUGCAUAUAUAUAUAGAGCUAUAGACAGUAUAUAUAUUUUUUGAGUAUAGAUCAUGGGACCAAACUUUUUCAACUUCCUUCCAUCCAAGAGAAGGUGACCCUGGGCCGGUCACUCAGCAGGGACGCUCAGAAGGGCUGAGGCUGGCGGGGCAGCCCAGUGUCCCCUUGCCUCCCGCUGUCAUGUCAGACCAGGGCGCCGGCGAAGCACUGGGAAUCAGCACCUAACGCGAUAUACCUCCAGGACCUUUGACCCCCCGCCACCGACGAUUCUCUAUUCUCGCGGGCCUGUGGGCUCAGCCGGCUUCAGUGUCCCUGGUCCUAGCUGCAGCUUCCAGAGCCCCCAUGCCCUUCGUCCCAGGGCCCUGCCUUCCCCUGAUGUAGGCACAAAAGAGACCCCUUGGCCUCCCCCAAGCCUCCCCCCGCCCCCCCGCCCAGUCAUAGCCUUACUCAUGUGACCAAUAGCCCUUAGCUUUCCGUCGGGGGCGCAGAGGGUUGGGGGGAAGCCCCCCACCCCUUGAGCCCUCUCCCAAGGGCAGGUGGACACCCUCCCUGCCUUUGGAUCACCAGCCUGGAAUUCACAAUCUCAUGACCAAGAUUGCCACGUGCACUGGACAGGCCCAACCUGCACUGGCCAAGCACCCCUUCACCGGAGAUACCUCUGCAAAGUUUUUUUUUUUUUUUUUUUUUUUCGGUCUUUCUGAGCAGGUACAAAGAAAAGAGAAGAAGAGAAAUGGGGGCAAAAUCAAACAGUGGAUUUUUGUUUCCUACUUGGGGCGGGGAGGGAUAUCCUGUGGGGUGCCUCUGUAUAGCUACUCAAACCGUGAAAACCCCCCUUGAAGCACAGAGUCAAGUUCGGUUUUUUUCGGACGUCCGGUGGGGCCUCACGCCAGACGAGGCGCCAGAGAACUUAAUAAGCUCAAGAAAAAAAAAUUUUUUAAAGAAAAAAAAAAAGCAUUCCCUUUUGUUUCUACCAAAAUGUGUUGACCGACCCAGAAAAAAAAAAAAAAAAAAAAAA